AGGGUAGCUUGUUAUGUAGCCAUCUAGCCGUGGAGGGGUGUGCUAUCUGCUGGUUUUGUAACAGCCUAAUGUGACACUGGAUAAUAUACACUUCACGUGCCCAAAGGCGUCGUCGCUUAUUUAUUUGACCUGUUAACGUUAUGUUUAUUUUUGCAUGUGCUUUGAGCGCAGACGACGUGGACAUGCUAAUAUUAGCUGAGUAGCUACCUAGCUAGCCAGCUAGCUAACCUAGUGACAAGUGCUCUUCCAAAAUACUUAUUGCAUCAAAAACUGGACUUAUAGGCACACCCAGGUGAAGGACGAUUUAAUGGGUUGUGUCAGAGCUAUGGCAUCGACCAGGUUACUGUGUUUGCUCAACGCGAGAGUAGCAGACUCGACCAAAACAUUAGCCAGGGCAUGCUGGAGUGUGCGCCCCAGGAGACAUAUAGGCAGUUCACCUUCAAGACUGCAUGGCUGUAUGUCAGCUUGGAUCAUUGAUCAGUACAGUACUAAUGGAGUUUUGAAGUACACAGAAGAAGUCCCCGUCCCCACUGUCAGUUCUCCCAGUGAGGUGAUGAUUAAAGUCCAUGCGGCUAGUCUCAACCCUCUUGAUACAUCUAUGAGGGGUGGUUAUGGAGCUAAAUUGCUUAAAUUAAGAAGGGAUCCAAUGUCUGUGAUGGACAGUGAUAGUGAGUUUCCUCUGAUUCUGGGUCGUGAUGUGUCUGGUGUAGUGGUGGACUGUGGAUCUGAGGUUACCCACGUUGUUCCAGGAGAUGAGGUGUGGGCUGCUGUUCCCCCAUGGAAACAAGGGAGUCUGGCAGAGUUUGUGACUCUAACAGAGUAUGAGGUUUCCCAUAAGCCAAAAUCAUUGAGUCACACCGAGGCGGCAUCAAUCCCCUAUGUAGCCAACACGGCUCUGUCUGCACUCGUCAACGCAGGCGGUCUUUGCAGAGACAGCUCUUCAAAUAAAAGAGUUUUGAUCACUGGAGGGUCGGGAGGCGUUGGCACGUUUUCUAUUCAGUUAUUGAAGGCCUGGGGUGCCCACGUAACCGUCACCUGCUCACAGAAUGCCGAAGGCCUCGUUAGAGGGCUGGGGGCUGAUGAGGUGGUGGACUACACAGCAGGAGAUUCACUUGAACAGCUAGAAAUGAUGGAAAGGUUUGACGUGAUUUUGGAUAACGUGGGUGGGGAAACAGAGCAGUGGGCGAUGGGCCUGCUGAAGCCCUGGUCUGGGGCAAAGUACGUCACACUGGUAACACCUUUACUCCUCAACACCGAUUCCCUGGGCCUACUGGACGGGAUGUUUCAAGCUGGAUUCUCCCUGCAGAGCAAGGCCAUACAGAACAUAAUAUCAAGUGGAGUCUUCUAUCGGUGGGGAUUUUAUGCGCCAGAUGGACCUGCCCUGGAUGAGGUCAAGAAGCUGGUGGAUGCAGGGAAGAUCCUGCCCGUAGUGGAGGCCCAGUUUCCAUUUACCCAGGUGCCCCAGGCUUUUCAGAAGUUGGAGAAUGGCCACGCCAGAGGGAAGACGGUAGUCAGGGUGGCUGAACAGGAUGACAAACGGGCCGAGGAGUUGGUGCAGAACGGUCGCUCAGAGUCUGAGCAAGAAGUACGAGAAGCGGCCAACCAAAACUAGAGACAGUAAGCAGAGUGCCAAAUGAAUUGAGCUGUGAUUCGUCUCACCUUUUUAAAAGGCUACUCUUGACAGCAGCAGACUAUUAACCAAAGAGAGCAGAGGUGCUGCUGUUAUGCAGCAGACUACAAGCGUGACCUGAGCGUGCCAACUAUUGCUAUUGUUAUUCCUUCCAGUACUGUCCUGAAGUUUUCACAAGGUGUUUUGAGUUAUGCAGCAUUCCUGUAAUGGUGAAGUUAGCAUGAUUACCAGCCGUGGACUUAUGAAUGCCAUGUAGGACAGCACCCAGCUGGUACAGCUUUUGGUAGCUUUCUGAUUGCUGCAAUCUAUCCACUAAGGAGUCGCAUAAUAAACUUGGAGGGCACUCGGAGAGGGUAGACCAUCCGUCAAGAACAAUCCUCUCCUAAUCGGUUUUUCCUCGGCCCAUGCUACAUAUACUCUUCCAACAAGUUUCAUAAAGUCAUAAAUCGGGGGCCAGUUGUUUUUCUGUAAUCCUGCUGACAGACAGACGUACAGAACCAAACCGAAAACGUGGUGGAGGUAAAAAAAAUGAACCGUUCAAUCUGAAGCAUUAAGUCUGUACCUUGUUGUAAACCAAGUGCUGCUCAAUGUGCUGUACCAUGUAUUGAACACAUUUAUUGACAAAAAUACGUUUAUUAUUCUGAAAACGAAAGAGUUGUGUGCUAUGUAAUUUUGAUUAAACAAAGAAAAAGUCAUGA
Anarrhichthys ocellatus (wolf-eel) is the source of this 2328-nucleotide messenger RNA. RefSeq names its product reticulon-4-interacting protein 1 homolog, mitochondrial-like. The transcript is spliced from 9 exons. The record is from RefSeq and is a predicted model, not a curated record. Gene Ontology annotation, cellular component: mitochondrion. NCBI's taxonomy places the organism in Eukaryota, Metazoa, Chordata, Actinopteri, Perciformes, Anarhichadidae. Gene Ontology annotation, molecular function: zinc ion binding; oxidoreductase activity. Bases 308 to 1612 code for a protein of 434 amino acids.